This is a messenger RNA of Rotaria sp. Silwood1, 762 nucleotides long. Lineage: Eukaryota; Metazoa; Rotifera; Eurotatoria; Philodinida; Philodinidae. The record is from the annotation of a GenBank genome assembly.
AUGACAAGUACUACUGAACAAACAGUUAUUAAUAUGAAACAAAAACCAAUCGUAGAAAAUACUGUUGUGGUCAAUGAACCAAUAAAUUCACAACAAGUAUCACUUGAAACAGUUGUUGCCAAUGUGGAUAAUCUUAUUGUCAACGAUGUAAAAAAUGAGAAAAUGCCAGAAUCAGAUCAAUUACUAACCCGUGGUAUUAGUAAAAAGGCAUCAACUAAAAAGUCUUUUAAAUCAGCGAUACCACUUGUUACUGUUGUUAUUAUGAUUAUUCCACUUUUACAAUUAAUUAUUGGUUGGCACUAUGCAAACAAAUGCCCUUUUAAUUGGCAUAUACCACAUUAUUUAGUUGUAUCAGGUGUUAUUGGACUUAUUCUUAUUACAUUAAAUGCGGUUUUAGAUUUUUUGGCAUCUCAUGCUAAAUCCAUGUUAGAUGAUGCUACUGUUCGAGCGUCUCAUUGUGGAGCUUGUUGUGGUAUGUGUGGUCUGUUAAUAGUUAUUAGCGGUCUUAUCAUAUUUCUCGUUGGUUGGUCUAUUGCUGGAUGCAUUUGGGUAUUUCGUGCAUGGAAUAAAAUUCAAUAUGAAAAUCCAGAUCGAUAUGAUUAUUGUCAUCCAACAUUAUAUCGUUUUGCAUAUUGGCUAUUUUUUCUAUCAAUUACAUACAUAUUAUUCUCCUGCUGCCGUAUGUGUACCCAGGCACCUAAACAAAUAACUAAUAAGACAAAAGGCCCUGUUAUACCUUCUGUGAUAAUAACAGAAGCAUAA